AUGGAUUUAGCUCUCAACUUCAUUCCAUGGUUACUUCUUCUACUCUCGAUUCCCUUUACAUCAUCUCAACCCAACGCCACCGAUACAAAACCGUUACCGUCACCGUCUCCGCCUUCAGAUUCCGAUCUAUGCAACGGAGUAUUCGUUUCGUACAUCCACACCAAAGGAUCUAAGAUCCCACCAAACGACUCAACAAAUCAGUCCUACAGAUUCGAAUCUGUGAUCACAGUGCUUAACCAUGGCCGAAACGAGCUCAAAUCAUGGCGUGUAUUCGUCAAAUUCGCACACCGCGAGAUCCUCGUGUCCGCUACAAACGCCGUACUCUCAGAUGGCUCGAGUUUCCCAGUGAGCGUCGAAAACGGCACCGUAUUUGCUGGUUAUCCUUCGUCGGAUUUGAAAUCGGCUAUUCAAACGGCCGGUGAUGUUACUCAGAUGCAAGCGAAGGUUGAACUCGUCGGAACUCAGUUCGGAGUUGCGCCGCCGACUGUUCCGCUUCCGAAGAAUCUCACUCUCGUUACUGAUGGUUGGAAGUGUCCCAAAGCCACCCAAAAAGGUAAGAAUGUUCUGCAAGUAUGUUGUAUGCCGGAUCCAGACUAUGAUAACACAGACAUCAUUGAUAAUGAGUUUCUUCCCCGACAAAAUGGAGAUCUCACUAUCAUGUAUGAUGUGGUCAGAUCAUAUGCAUCAAAUUAUAUGGCACAAGUCACUAUGGAGAAUCAUAACCCACUUGGCCGGCUUGAUAACUGGAAACUGAGUUUUGACUGGAUGCGGGACGAGUUUAUCGACACCAUGAAAGGAGCUUACCCGAGUCUUGUUGAUUCAUCGGAUUGUGUUAACGGCCCACAGGCGAAGCACUAUCAAGAUCUCGACUUUUCCAAUGUGUUAAGCUGUGCAAGACGGCCAACCAUCAUAGAUCUCCCUCUUACGAAAUAUAAUGAUUCUACGUUCGGCCUUAUACCAUUCUGCUGCAGAAAUGGGACGAUUCUGCCACGGUCGAUGGAUUCAAGCAAGUCGAUCUCAGCUUUCCAAAUGCAGGUUUACAAAAUGCCUCCGGAUCUUAACAUCUCUGCUCUUUCACCGCCUCAGAACUGGCGGAUCAACGGUACGCUAAACCCGGAUUACAAGUGUGGCCCUCCUGUUCGAGUGAGCCCGAGCCAGUUCACCGAUCCUAGUGGAUUACCCUCAAACAAGACAGCUUUUGCAAGCUGGCAGGUAGUCUGCAACAUCACCCAACCAAAAGAUGCGAGUCCUAGAUGCUGUGUAUCUUUCUCUGCCUACUUCAACGACUCUAUCAUCCCGUGCAAGACUUGCGCUUGUGGGUGUUCCAACAACAAAGUGGCUCGCACGUGCAGCACAGCCUCCCCAGCUAUUCUUCUACCCCAGCAAGCUCUCCUGGUUCCAUUUGAGAACCGAACCGAACUUAGUAUCGCUUGGGCUUAUCUAAAACAUCGACCUGUGCCAAAUCCAUUGCCUUGUGGGGAUAACUGCGGAGUUAGCAUCAAUUGGCAUUUGGCUACAGAUUAUCGAGGCGGAUGGACAGCCCGGGUCACAGUCUUCAACUGGGGAGAAACAAACUUUGCUGAUUGGUUUACUGCCAUUCAAAUGAAAAAAGCUGCACCGGGUUUUGAGAAAGCCUACUCGUUCAACGCAACUACACUUGGUAUCAACGGGGAGAACAACACUAUAUUCAUGGAGGGUCUUCCGGGAUUGAACUAUCUCGUAGCAGAAAGCGAUGGUGAGAACCCAUUGAAGAACCCUCGGAUUCCCGGGAAACAGCAGUCUGUUAUGUCCUUCACUAAGAAACUAACUCCUGGGAUCAAUGUCCGUGGCGGAGAUGGCUUCCCGAGCAAAGUAUUCUUCAACGGUGAGGAGUGCUCUCUCCCAUCCAUACUCCCAAUGAGCAGUAACAGCCACCCCCGGAAACAUUUCUCCGUUUUUCUACUGGCAUUACCGGUUUUGGCUCUCUUGGUUCUGCGUGUAUAA
This is a messenger RNA of Arabis nemorensis, 1983 nucleotides long. Lineage: Eukaryota; Viridiplantae; Streptophyta; Magnoliopsida; Brassicales; Brassicaceae. The record is from the annotation of a GenBank genome assembly.